AUGUCACAGGCUGAUCGGAAAAAAGUUGGUGGGGUGGGCGGGCAGAUGCGCGGCGCGACCCCUGAAACGAACCUCCUCCCGUGGCUGGACCGCGACCCUUCCUUGACGAGACUCGUCGAACGCUUGCGCAAAGGCGUCGAGAAGCAGUAUUUCGUGACUGGAUCGUUCGACUUGGAAAUACACGACGACCGCAUCGCCGACUGCGUGUUUGACGGAUUCAACCACGACAGGAAAAGCGAUCAAGUCGUUGUGAAACUCACGACGUCGACGACCGAAAUCAACUUUUUCCGACAGGUGAACCGCAGCCGCACCGCCGGACAAGCUGUGCAUCACAUUGUCGAGUGGCGGGCGGGGGGCGACGUCGACUUCCUCGGUGUUGGGUCGUGCAAAGCAUUGGUGCUACAGCGCGGCGCGUGCACGAUGAAGGAAAAGUUUGCCCAGAAUCGCCUGUACGCGACCGACAAGAACAACUGCGUGUUUCACGUGGUGAAAGCACUCGAAUAUGUCCACACGCUCCGCUACAUCCACGGCAACCUGACGCUUGAAAACGUCAUGAUGUUUAGUCGCGGGGAGAUCAAGCUCAUCGACUUUGCAAACACGGUCGCCCUGAACGCGGACAUGCCGCUGCAUUGCACUCCAGAGUACUGCCCUCCUGAAAUGGCCAAGUGCAUCGUCAACGGGCUGCGUCCACUCAAGGCUUCGCCAUCGUACGACGUGUGGUGCUUGGGCGUGUUUAUCCUGAAGCUGUUCUCGCCCAACCUCCAGCUGCAAGAAUUCGUCAACUUAAGUGACGAAGACGUCCCUCAGUUCGCCGCAGAAAAACAUGCUGCUAUCUGUUCUCGAUCCCAACCCGGCCACUCGAUCAAGCCUUCGGGACGUUGA
This is a messenger RNA of Aphanomyces invadans, 882 nucleotides long. RefSeq lists its product as hypothetical. The record is from RefSeq and is a predicted model, not a curated record. Gene Ontology annotation, biological process: protein phosphorylation. Gene Ontology annotation, molecular function: protein kinase activity; ATP binding. The transcript is spliced from 3 exons. Lineage: Eukaryota; Oomycota; Saprolegniomycetes; Saprolegniales; Verrucalvaceae. The coding region runs from base 1 to 882 and encodes 293 amino acids.